Messenger RNA from Funneliformis mosseae, 137 nucleotides. NCBI's taxonomy places the organism in Eukaryota, Fungi, Glomeromycota, Glomeromycetes, Glomerales, Glomeraceae. The record is from the annotation of a GenBank genome assembly.
AGCAACAACCAAAGAAAAAACAAAACACCUUACAAACUGUUGAACUAGAAAGCAGUAUAUCCACCAGUAACAACAAUGACGAAACUUUACUUAUGAACGUCGACCCUCUUCUGCUCGAUAAAGGAAAGGUGAAAUGA